AAAGACUCGCUCGGGGUCGCCGCCGCCGCGCUCCAUCCAAGAAGGCCAGGGGCUAGGAGGGCCGGGAGCGCCAGUGGCUCGAGAUCCUGGAGCUGACGACCUGCGACGUGCAGCAGUCAGGAGGGCAUCAGGACGAAGGUGCUGGAGGAGGCCUCGUCAGCGACGGCAGCGCCUGAGGAGGACGAGGUCUGGGGCGCGCGGGCGCUCCAGAAGCUCAAGCGCUGGGACAAGUACAUUGAGAAGGUCAGGGACACCACCGUGACGGAGUCAGCUCCUCUGUGAACGAUAGUGGAGGGCAGAAGGACCGCGGGACGAAUCCCACGGAGAGGGGCGGCGUCAAUGACGGCAGCAAAGGCGGCGGGGAGUGCAUGCUGGAGCCCAGCGUCAAAGGUGCCGGUGACCUUGCGGCUGGCCCUUCGGAGUUUUACAUCGGGGUCUUUGAGUUUGCUGGCAACAGUAAUAAUCAUAACAAGGACAAGAAGGACAAUAAGGCCGACUCGACCGAGGCCAACGGCUCGGAGGCGGACGCCGCCAAGUACAGGGCCGCGCGUGCUGGAGGGCGUCCUCUUCGAAGGGUUCGACUGGGCCGAGCCCGACGAGUUCAAGGGGGACUUCGGCGCGGGCGCGUCCGCGAGCUCGGCGGUCUCCGCCGCGACGGCGCCCGACGUGGCGAACGGGGGGGUUCCCCCCCGAUGUAAUCAGCACGUUCUGCACCCUCCUCCUCCUGCCCCUGAUCCUCCCCCUCCUGGAGCGUGUAACCGCUGUUCUAAGUUUGAGCCUGACA
Messenger RNA from Prorocentrum cordatum, 784 nucleotides. The record is from the annotation of a GenBank genome assembly. NCBI's taxonomy places the organism in Eukaryota, Dinophyceae, Prorocentrales, Prorocentraceae.